AACCAUUCCAGCCAGCCUUGUGGUUCCUGACAACCAGUGCUACCCUCACUACUAACACCCUGUCCAGCCCUGAACCCCAUCCCCUCUGCCAGCACUCCCCUCUCAGGGGCAACGGGGGUAACAGAGGAGGGGGGGCAAGUGUCCAUGUCUCCCACAGCCCCACCCGACCCCCAGGAACCCCCGAACAGGACUACAUGUACCCCAAAGGGACCAAGGGGCGAGGGGGUGGCGGUGAGGUGGGGGAUCCCCCUGGGGUAGGGGGACCAGACGAGGUGUUUGGUAAUGGUAGGUGGCCCUCCACCUGUCAUAAGGAGUUAUUAGAGGGUGGGGGGGGACUACGGGGUCCCUCUGUGGGGGGUCCCAUCCCCACGGUGGGGUACGCCUCGUCUCUGGAGCUGCAGCUGUCACGGAACCUCAGUGAUGACAUGAAGGAGGUGGCCUUCUCUGUUAGGAACUACCGCUCAGGCCCAGGCACCUCAGACCUCCUGGAACAACACAGACAGCUCCGAGACACGGCGUGUCAGACCAACGGUUUCACUACUCGGGGAACCCAAACCACCCAGACAAUCAGUGUGGGCUUACAAACUGACAUCCUCCGCACCCUCACCAGCUCCCCCCACCGCUGCCUCACCCCUAUAGGAGGAGGCUCAACCCCCAUCUCCUCCCCCUCCAGAAACAUCCGCAAGAUACAGUACUCUCCUGUGGUCCAGUCCAAGUUCGAGCGGACAUGUUGUUCUCCUAAGUACGGUUCCCCUAAGCUCCAGAGGAAGCUGUCGACAUCAUCGAAGGCUGACCUCCCUGUAGGGGCCUCCUCCAGCUCCACGGCCGGCCCCAGGGCCCCGACUCCCACCACUCCCCAGAAGGGAGCCUCUGAGUCGGCCUGGGCUCGCUCCACCACCACCAGGGAUUCUCCGGUCCACACCACCAUCAACGACGGCCUGUCCAGCCUCUUCAACAUCAUAGACCACACCCCCGUAGCCUACGAACCCCUGCAGUCCAAAUUCACCAAGUCCCCAAGCCGCACCCGCACCGCUCCCCCUGACCUCUCACCUCCCGCGGGGCCAGGGUUACACAACCUACCACCCUCAGACCCCAAAGACCCCAGGUCCCUUGGUGCAGCCCAGGAGUUCCUGAGGAAUGUCCGCGGGCGCUCUCCCAGCCCGGUGCAGCUGAUACUAGAGACCCCGGGAGGGCCGGGGGGAACAGGGGGGGAGAGGACACCAGAGGUGSUCAGUAUACGCCAGGACCUGUCUGCCCCGCCUGGAUACACCCUGGCAGAGAACGCAGCCCGUCUGCUGAACAAGAAGCUGUUGGAGCAGAGCUUCAGGGAGGAGAAGAGCCACUCCGCUAUCUGGUAA
Molecule: messenger RNA, 1358 nt
Organism: Salvelinus sp. IW2-2015
Lineage: Eukaryota; Metazoa; Chordata; Actinopteri; Salmoniformes; Salmonidae
Product: microtubule cross-linking factor 1-like
Exons: 3
Source: RefSeq, a predicted model, not a curated record